Aspergillus homomorphus CBS 101889 is the source of this 3239-nucleotide messenger RNA. Its product is annotated as alanine--tRNA ligase. The record is from RefSeq and is a predicted model, not a curated record. Lineage: Eukaryota; Fungi; Ascomycota; Eurotiomycetes; Eurotiales; Aspergillaceae. Gene Ontology annotation, cellular component: cytoplasm; mitochondrion. The transcript has 6 exons. The coding region runs from base 114 to 3149 and encodes 1011 amino acids. Gene Ontology annotation, biological process: alanyl-tRNA aminoacylation; tRNA modification. Gene Ontology annotation, molecular function: alanine-tRNA ligase activity; nucleic acid binding; aminoacyl-tRNA deacylase activity.
CAGGAUACUUGACUUGAUCAGAUCGGACGAAAGACACAGGAAGUCAAGUAGCAGAAAAGGCCCAUUAUCUGUUGCUGGGCGAAAGACGAUGUACUAAGAAAGCAGAUUGCUUGAUGAAUCUCCACAGAAUCUCGAGGGACGGGGAACUGGGUUUGACUCAUCUUUUAUCGUCCUUUAGGUCAACACCCAGAAUAUUCUACCACCUUCACACUCCCCCGCUCUGGAACAACCCAUCAGCAAAGCCCAACACAAGACCAUUCAGCAUGGCCUCGAGUGACCCGUCUGGGGCGGACUGGACUUCUAGAAAAGUUCGAGAUACUUUUCUUCAAUAUUUCAAAGGGAAUGGCCAUACAUUCGUUCCCUCGUCCCCUGUUGUGCCUCACGCUGAUCCAACGCUGCUGUUCACCAAUGCUGGAAUGAACCAGUUCAAGUCUAUCUUCCUAGGCACAGUCGAUCCCCAAUCUGAUUUUGGCAAACUCAGAAGUGCGGUCAACUCCCAGAAGUGUAUUCGUGCUGGAGGAAAGCAUAAUGAUCUUGAUGAUGUCGGCAAGGACAGUUAUCACCAUACAUUUUUCGAGAUGCUCGGAAACUGGAGCUUCGGUGAUUACUUCAAGAAAGAAGCAAUUUGCUACUCAUGGGAAUUGUUGACGACAGUAUAUGGCUUGGAUCCCCAACGUCUCUACGUUACAUACUUCGAAGGUAACAAGGAAGGUGGUCUAGAGCCCGACCUUGAGGCGAAGGAGCUCUGGAAAUCCGUCGGUGUCCCUGAAGAUCACAUCCUUCCUGGAAAUAUGAAGGAUAACUUCUGGGAAAUGGGUGACCAGGGUCCUUGUGGACCCUGCAGUGAGAUCCAUUAUGAUCGGAUCGGUGGGCGUAAUGCUGCCCAUCUCGUGAAUCAAGACGACCCCAACGUCCUUGAAAUAUGGAAUAACGUCUUCAUACAGUAUAAUCGCGAGUCAGACCGUUCUCUGCGACCCCUUCCCAACAAGCAUGUCGAUACUGGAAUGGGAUUUGAGAGGCUGGUGUCGGUAUUGCAGGACAAAUCGUCUAACUAUGACACCGACGUCUUCUCUCCCCUAUUUCAGGUAAUUAGAGAUGUCACUGGAGCCCGUGAAUAUCGCGGGCAGUUUGGGGCGGAUGAUUCGGAUGGCAUUGACACUGCGUAUCGUGUCAUCGCAGACCAUAUUCGCACCCUGAUGUUUGCAAUUUCGGAUGGUGUCAUGCCGAACAACGAGGGACGUGGGUAUGUUAUUCGCCGGGUGUUACGCCGAGGGGCACGUUACGCUCGAAAGUACUUCCAAGUUGAGAUUGGAAGCUUCUUUUCUAAGCUUGUGCCCACUGUCGUGGAACAACUUGGUGGAAUGUUUCCAGAAUUGAAGAAAAAACAGUUUGAUGUCAUGGAAAUACUUGACGAAGAGGAGAUGUCAUUUGCUAAAACGCUCGAUCGUGGUGAGCGACAAUUUGAACAUUAUGCUCAGCAAGCCAAAGCCAAGGGCGACGAAAAGCUUCAUGGCGCCGAUGUCUGGAGACUCUAUGAUACCUUUGGGUUCCCUGUCGACUUAACGCGUAUCAUGGCAGAAGAGCGCGGGUUGCAAAUCGAUGACAGUGAGUUUGAGGAAGCGCGCCUCAAAGCCAAGGAAGCGAGCAAGGGACAAAAAAAAGCGGCAGCCGACACAGUCAAGUUGGACGUUCACGACUUAGGCAAGCUAGAAUUAAUGAGCGACGUCGUCAAGACUGAUGAUACAGCGAAGUUUGGAAAGGGUAAUAUCAAUGCCCAGGUGAAGGCUAUUUAUCACGGCAAAUGCUUCCACUCAUCUACGGCAGAUAUACAGAGCGGCGAACAGCUUGGGAUAAUCCUCGAUCGUACGAAUUUCUAUGCAGAACAAGGAGGGCAGGAAAAUGAUACUGGCAGAAUUAUCAUUGAUGGCGAAGCAGAGCUUGAGGUUGGCGAUGUUCAGCUCUAUGCUGGCUAUGUUUUGCAUACAGGAUUCAUGAAGUAUGGUACCCUAGCGGUUGGAGACACGGUCAUUUGCGAAUAUGACGAACUCCGCCGGUGGCCAAUUCGCAACAACCACACCGGAACACAUAUACUCAACUUCGCUUUGAAGUCGGUUUUAGGUGACGGCAUUGAGCAGAAAGGCUCACUUGUUGCUGCGGAAAAGCUCAGAUUUGACUUUUCACAUAAGUCACCCGUCACAGACAAAGACUUGGCCAGAAUCGAGGAAAUAUCAACUGAAUAUAUUCGUCAGAAUUGUGCAGUCUACUCGCAAGAGGUUCCCCUGGCCAUCGCUCGUCAAAUUUCAGGAGUUCGGGCUGUAUUCGGCGAAACAUAUCCCGAUCCUGUCCGUGUUGUCUCCGUUGGAGUGGAAAUUGGUGAGAUUCUGGACAAUGUCACUGAUCCUAGAUGGCAAGAAGUAAGUAUUGAAUUCUGCGGCGGAACACACGUGCAGAAAACAGGCGACAUCAAGGAUCUUAUAAUCCUGGAGGAGGGAGGCAUAGCCAAAGGUAUUCGCCGAAUCAUUGCGGUUACUGGCGAGGAUGCCCAUGCAGUGCAACGCAUUGCAGUGGAGUUCGGUAAGCGACUCGAUAGACUCGAAACUAUGCCUCUAGGCUUGGAGAAAGAGAAAGACGCGAAACAGAUCCAGGCGGAGCUGAAUCAGCUAUCGAUUUCUGCUCUUCAGAAGUCUGGUUUCCGAGAACGCUUCGCUCGCAUCAACAAACAAAUUCUUGACGAGCAAAAGGCGCAGCAAAAGCUCGAGUCCAAAACAGCCCUUGACACUAUCACCGGUUAUUUUCAAAAUCCGGCGAACAAAGACAAGUCCUGGCUGGUUGCUAAACUUCCCAUUUCUGCUAAUGCAAAGGCCGUCAGCGAAGCUAUCAACUAUGUAAAGUCCAAGUUGUCUGAUAAGACAAUCUAUGUUAUGGCUGCAAGCUCCGAGCAAGGCCGUGUUGCGCAUGGUUGUCACGUCGCUAAGGCAACGAGUGAUCAAGGCGCAUCGGCCACCGAGUGGGCUACUGUUGUGUCUAGCGCAGUCGGAGGGAAGGCCGGCGGCAAGGGACCUACUUCUGUCGGCAACGGAACAAAUCCUGAAAAAGUCGAUGAAGCCAUUGAUCUGGCAUCCGACUAUCUUUCCAGGUUCAAACUAUAGAAUGGGUGUCUCUAUUCGCUUGUUUUUGGGCCUCAUGUUACCUAAGUUGAACAGCUAUUAUGAUCACCUUCUUGGCAUCAGUCUAUCAAC